Molecule: messenger RNA, 588 nt
Organism: Ixodes scapularis (black-legged tick)
Lineage: Eukaryota; Metazoa; Arthropoda; Arachnida; Ixodida; Ixodidae
Product: U-scoloptoxin(18)-Er1a
Exons: 3
Coding region: 188-535 (115 amino acids)
Biological process (GO): digestion; lipid catabolic process
Cellular component (GO): extracellular region
Molecular function (GO): enzyme activator activity
Source: RefSeq, a predicted model, not a curated record
GUGUGCACUCUCAAACCUAGGCACACCAGAAAAACCAGACGACCGUUGCGGCGGUCGUGGGCAAAGGUCUGACGUCUCGGAUGUUCAGACGCGCACUCGGGGAGACCAGUUUAUUUUGCGAACGCAGCACGUAUCGCUUCGUGUGUUUCCGAACGAGUUUGUGGCUAUCGUCGAAAGAGCUAGCAGAAUGUACCCGGUUUCGAUCGUCGCCCUGAUUUUUGUCGCCACGGCGGUGGUUGCUCUUUCCGACCGCGCGUCGGCGUUGACGCCGGACCCAGGUGAUGUGCAGUACGACAUACUGUUUGGAAGGGAACCAAGGAACGGAAACGUGGGUGACGCGUGUCGGAACAACGACCACUGCAAGAAGAACCUGUGCUGCCUGGCGUCCAGCUGCCAGCCACGGUCACCGCCUGGCCAUCCGUGCAGCGACGAGCAGAUAAAGGGCGGGACCUACGUCAAGCACUGCCCCUGCCUCUCAGGAGACGGCACGUGCACCCGAGGUGUCUGCCCCCGCGGGAACGUGAAGAGAGGUUGAUAUUCUGCGCAAAGAAUCUGGGGACGAAAUCUUUGAAAUAAAGAUCUCAGUGA